AUGAUGGCGGCGGCGGCGCGCGGCGGCGGCUCGGGCGGCGGCGGCUCGGGCGGCGGCGGCGGCGCCUCGCGGGGCUUCUACUUCAACACCGUCUUGUCGCUGGCCCGCUCCCUGGCUGUGCAGCGACCGGCGUCUCUGGAGAAGGUUGAAAAGCUGCUUUGUAUGUGCCCAGUAGAUUUCCAUGGGAUCUUCCAGCUGGACGAGAGGCGGAGGGACGCGGUGAUCGCGUUGGGCAUCUUUCUCAUUGAGUCUGACCUCCAGCACAAAGACUCUGUGGUUCCUUACCUUCUUCGACUUCUUAAAGGUCUUCCGAAAGUGUAUUGGGUAGAAGAGAGCACGGCUCGGAAGGGCAGAGGUGCCCUCCCGGUGGCCGAGAGCUUCAGCUUCUGCCUGGCCACUCUGCUGUCCGACGUGGCUUACAGGGACGCUUCCCUGAGGGGCGAGAUACUAGAGGCGCUGCUGCGGGUUCUGCACGUGCUCCUGGGGAUGUGCCAGGCCCUGGAGAUUCAGGAGAAAGAGUACCUCUGCAAGCACGCGGUCCCGUGCCUGCUGGGAAUCACCCGCGCCUUCGGGCGGCACAGCAGCUCAGAGGAGUCGCUCCUGUCCAAGCUCUUCCCCAGAGCGCCACCGCACUCCCCCCGUGUCCCCGAGGAGCUGGAAGGCGUACGCAGGCGGUCCUUCAACGACUUCCGCUCCAUCCUCCCCAGCAGCCUGCUCACCGUGUGCCAGGAGGGCAGCCUGAAGAGGAAGGCCAGCAGCGCGUCCAGCGUCGCGCAGGUCAGCCCUGAGCGUGGGGCGCCCCCUCCCAGCCCCCCCGGAGGAUCUUCCUUUCACUGCCUCGAAGCCUCUCACUCACCCGACGGGAGCGCCUCGGAAUCCGACUACUACUUCUCUGCCGUCAGCUCCAGUUUCUCUGUCUCUCCUCUCUUCAACGGCGUCACCUACAAGGAGUUCAGCAUUCCCCUCGAGAUGCUCCGGGAGCUCUUAAACCUGGUGAAGAAGAUCGUGGAGGAGCCUGUCCUCAAGUCUCUGGAUGCAGUGGUCACAGGUGUGAUCGAGGCCAACCCCAGUGCCGACCUCUACUACGGCGCCUUCAGCGACCCCCUGUGCGUGGCUGUGCUCAGGAUGCUGCGAGACACCCUGUACUACAUGAGAGACCUGCCCACCUCCUUUGUGAAGGAGGUUCACGACUUCGUGCUGGAGCAGUUCAACAGCAGCCAGGGGGAGCUCCAGAAGAUCCUUCACGAUGCCGACCGGGCCCACAGCGAGCUGAGCCCCCUCAAGCUGCGCUGCCAGGCCAGCGCCGCCUGCGUGGAUCUCAUGGUUUGGGCAGUGAAGGACGAGCAGGGCGCAGAGAAUCUGUGCGUCAAGCUGUCUGAGAAGCUGCAGUCCAAGACUUCCAGCAAGGUCAUCAUCGCACACCUGCCGUUGCUCAUCUGCUGUCUGCAGGGCCUGGGCCGCCUGUGCGAGCGGUUCCCGGUGGUCGUGCACUCGGUGACGCCCUCCCUGCGGGACUUCCUGGUGGUCCCUUCCCCCGUGCUGGUGAAGCUGUACAAGUGCCACAGCCAGCACCACACAGUUGCCGGCAGCGACAUAAAGAUCAGUGUGACCAACGAGCAUGCCGAGCCGGCCCUGAACGUGGCGCCGGGGAAGAGGAGCCAGCCGUCCAUGUACGAGCAGCUUCGGGACAUCGCCAUCGACAACGUCUGCAGGUGCCUGAAGGCGGGCCUGACCGUGGACCCGGUGAUCGUGGAGGCCUUCCUGGCCAGCCUCUCCAACCGCCUGUACAUCUCCCAGGAGAGCGAUAAGGACGCACACCUGAUCCCCGACCACACCAUCCGAGCCCUGGGCCACAUCGCGGUGGCGCUGCGGGACACCCCGAAGGUCAUGGAGCCCAUCCUGCAGGUCCUGCAGCAGAAGCUCUGCCAGCCCCCCUCCCCGCUGGACGUGCUCAUCAUCGACCAGCUGGGCUGCCUGGUCAUCGCUGGAAACCAAUACAUUUACCAGGAGGUGUGGAACCUCUUCCAGCAGAUCAGCGUGAAGGCCAGCUCGGUCGUGUACUCGGCCACCAAGGACUACAAGGACCACGGCUACAGGCACUGCUCGCUGGCGGUGAUCAACGCCCUGGCCAACAUCGCAGCCAACAUCCAGGAUGAGCACCUGGCGGACGAGCUGCUCAUGAACCUGCUGGAGCUGUUCGUGCAGCUGGGGCUGGAGGGCAAGCGGGCCAGCGAGCGGGCCAGCGAGAAGGGGCCCGCCCUCAAGGCCUCCAGCAGCGCGGGGAACCUGGGCGUGCUCAUCCCCGUGAUCGCAGUGCUCACCCGGCGGCUGCCGCCCAUCAAGGAGCCGAAGCCGAGACUGCAGAAGCUCUUCCGGGACUUUUGGCUGUACUCGGUGCUGAUGGGCUUUGCCGUGGAGGGUUCAGGACUCUGGCCGGAGGAGUGGUACGAGGGCGUCUGUGAGAUCGCCACCAAGUCGCCGCUGCUCACCUUCCCCAGCAGAGAGCCCCUGCGGUCCGUCCUCCAGUACAAUUCAGCCAUGAAGAACGACACAGUCACACCCGCCGAGCUGAACGAGCUGCGCAGCACCAUCGUCAACCUUCUGGACCCGGCCCCCGAGGUGUCCACUCUCAUCGGCAAGCUGGACUUCGCCAUGUCCACCUACCUGCUGUCUGUCUACCGGCUGGAGUACAUGAGGGUCCUGCGCUCCACCGACCCCGACCGCUUCCAGGUGAUGUUCUGCUACUUUGAGGACAAAGCGAUCCAGAAAGACAAGUCCGGGAUGAUGCAGUGUGUGAUUGCCGUCGCCGACAAGGUGUUCGACGCCUUCCUGAACAUGAUGGCAGAGAAAGCCAAGACCAAGGAGAAUGAGGAGGAGCUGGAGCGGCAUGCGCAGUUCCUGCUGGUCAGCUUCAACCAUGUCCACAAGCGCAUCCGCAGGGUCGCCGACAAGUACCUGUCCGGGCUGGUGGACAAGUUCCCCCAUCUGCUCUGGAGCGGGACGGUGCUGAAGACCAUGCUGGACAUCCUGCAGACCCUGUCCCUGUCGCUGAGCGCGGACAUCCACAAGGACCAGCCGUACUACGACAUUCCCGACGUGCCCUACCGCAUCACCGUCCCGGACACCUACGAGGCCCGAGAGAGCAUCGUCAAGGACUUCGCUGCGCGCUGCGGGAUGAUCCUUCAGGAGGCCAUGAAGUGGGCGCCCACGGUCACCAAGUCCCACCUACAGGAGUACCUGAGCAAGCGCCAGAACUGGGUGUCCGGGCUGUCGCAGCACACGGGGCUGGCCAUGGCUACGGAGGGCGUCCUGCACUACGCCGGCUACAACAAGCAGAGCACCAGCCUCGGGGCGACGCAGCUCACGGAGCGGCCAGCCUGUGUCAAGAAGGACUACUCCAACUUCAUGGCCUCACUGAACCUGCGGAACCGCUAUGCAGGCGAGGUGUACGGAAUGAUCCGGUUCUCGGACGCCACAGGCCACACCUCGGACCUGAACAAGAUGAUGGUCCAGGAGCUGAGGGCGGCGCUGGGCGCCGGUGACGCUCAGCAGUACACGCAGGCCAUGUUCAAGCUGACAGCCAGGCUCAUUAGCAGCAGAGACUGUGACCCGCAGCUCCUCCACCACCUGUGCUGGGCCCCCCUGCAGAUGUUUAACGAGCACGGCAUGGAGACCGCCCUGGCCUGCUGGGAGUGGCUGCUGGCCGGCAAGAACGGGGUGGAGGUGCCGUUCAUGCGGGAGAUGGCCGGGGCCUGGCAGAUGACCGUGGAGCAGAAGUUCGGCCUGUUUUCUGUGGAGAUAAAGGAAGCAGACCCCCUGGCCGCGUCCGAAGCCAGCCAGCCCAGACCGUGCGCCCCCGAGGUGACCCCUCACUACAUCUGGAUCGACUUCCUGGUGCAGCGGUUCGAGAUCGCCAAGUACUGCAGCUCCGACCAGGUGGAGAUCUUCUGCAGCCUCCUGCAGCGUGCUCUGUCCCUGAGCAUCGGGGGCGCCGCGGGCAGCAUGAACCGGCACGUGGCGGCCAUCGGGCCCCGCUUCAAGCUGCUGACCCUCGGCCUGUCCCUGCUGCAUGCGGACGUGCUCCCCAACGCCACCAUCCGCAACGUGCUCCGCGAGAAGAUUUACUCCACCGCCUUUGACUACUUCAGCUGCCCCCCGAGGUUCCCGACCCAGGGGGAGAAGAGGCUCCGUGAGGAUGUCACCGUGAUGGUCAAGUUCUGGACCGCCGUGUUCUCAGACAAGAAGUACCUGACCGCCAGCCAGCUCGCUCCCCCAGACAACCAGGACACCCGGAGCAACCUGGACAUUGCGGUCGGCUCUCGCCAGCAGGCCACACAGGGCUGGAUCAACACGUACCCACUGUCCAGUGGCAUGUCCACCAUCUCCAAGAAGUCGGGUAUGUCCAAGAAGACCAACCGGGGCUCCCAGCUGCACAGAUACUACAUGAAGCGCCGGACCCUGCUGCUGUCCCUGCUGGCCACCGAGAUCGAGCGUCUCAUCACCUGGUACAACCCGCUGUCCUCCCCGGAGCUGGAGCUGGACCAGGCGGGGGAGAGCAGCGUGGCCAACUGGAGGUCCAAGUACAGCAGCCUGAGCGAGAAGCAGUGGAAGGACAACGUCAACCUGGCCUGGGGCAUCUCGCCGCACCUGGCCGUGCAGCUGCCUGCCAGGUUCAAAAACACGGAGGCUAUCGGCAACGAGGUGACGCGUCUGGUGCGCUUGGACCCGGGAGCCGUUAGUGACAUCCCGGAAGCCAUCAAGUUCCUGGUCACCUGGCACACCAUUGACGCCGACGCGCCCGAGCUCAGCCACGUGCUGUGCUGGGCGCCCGCGGACCCGCCCACGGGCCUGUCCUACUUCUCAAGCAUGUACCCACCGCACCUCACGGCGCAGUACGGGGUCAAGGUCCUGCGGUCCUUCCCGCCGGACGCCAUCCUGUUCUACAUCCCCCAGAUCGUGCAGGCGCUCAGGUACGACAAGAUGGGCUACGUGCGGGAGUACAUCCUGUGGGCCGCCUCCCAGUCCCAGCUACUGGCGCACCAGUUCAUCUGGAACAUGAAGACCAACAUCUACAUGGACGAAGAGGGCCACCAGAAGGAUCCCGACAUCGGUGAUCUCCUGGAGCAGCUGGUGGAGGAGAUCACGGGCUCCCUCUCCGGCCCGGCCAAGGACUUCUACCAGCGGGAGUUUGACUUUUUCAACAAGAUCACCAAUGUGUCAGCCAUCAUCAAGCCCUACCCCAAAGGCGACGAAAGAAAGAAGGCCUGCCUGUCCGCCUUGUCUGAAGUGAAGGUGCAGCCUGGCUGCUACCUGCCCAGCAACCAGGCCAUCGUGCUGGACAUCGACUACAAGUCCGGGACGCCCAUGCAGAGCGCUGCCAAGGCCCCGUAUCUGGCGAAGUUCAAGGUGAAACGUUGCGGGGUUAGUGAGCUUGAGAAGGAAGGCCUGCGGUGUCGCUCAGACCCCGAGGAGGAGGGCAGUGUGCAGGAGGCAGACAGCCAGAAGAUCUCCUGGCAGGCGGCCAUCUUCAAAGUGGGGGACGACUGCCGGCAGGACAUGCUGGCCCUGCAGAUCAUCGACCUCUUCAAAAACAUCUUCCAGCUGGUCGGACUGGACCUCUUCGUCUUCCCGUACCGGGUGGUGGCCACCGCCCCCGGGUGCGGCGUCAUCGAGUGCAUCCCCGACUGCACCUCGCGCGACCAGCUGGGCCGCCAGACCGACUUCGGCAUGUACGACUACUUCACGCGCCAGUACGGGGACGAGUCCACGCUGGCCUUCCAGCAGGCGCGGUACAACUUCAUCCGCAGCAUGGCGGCCUACAGCCUCCUCCUGUUCCUGCUGCAGAUCAAAGACCGGCACAACGGCAACAUCAUGCUGGACAAGAAGGGCCACCUCAUCCACAUCGAUUUCGGGUUCAUGUUUGAAAGCUCCCCCGGAGGCAACCUCGGCUGGGAGCCGGACAUCAAGCUGACGGACGAGAUGGUGAUGAUCAUGGGGGGCAAGAUGGAGGCCACACCCUUCAAGUGGUUCAUGGAGAUGUGUGUCCGUGGCUACCUGGCUGUGCGGCCCUACAUGGACGCUGUCGUCUCUCUGGUCACCCUCAUGCUGGACACGGGCCUGCCCUGCUUCCGUGGCCAGACAAUCAAGCUCCUCAAGCACAGGUUCAGCCCCAACAUGACGGAGCGAGAGGCCGCGAACUUCAUCCUGAAGGUCAUUCAGAGCUGCUUCCUUAGCAACAGGAGCCGGACCUACGACAUGAUCCAGUACUAUCAGAACGACAUUCCCUACUGAGGGUGGCCGGCCACAGCCCCGCUCCGCAGGUGUGCCAGCCGCCGCUCCACCCGAGGGACAGACGGGCCAGAGGCGCCCCUGCCGAGCCGGAGACUCACAGUCCCGGGUGCCACCCGCGCGGCCAGAAGGACAAUCAGAGCCGGUCUUGGCGUGGGCACGGGCUCUUCCUGCACUGGACACAUUCCCCACCCGUCCUGUCUCAGAGGUACAGGGAGUAUAUUCUUAGGCAUGAAAGUCAGAAAAGUGGUAUUUAACCAACGUGAGCAAAAUAAAAACAAAAACACCGCUGCGCUGGAACCUG
Messenger RNA from Capra hircus (goat), 6592 nucleotides. RefSeq names its product phosphatidylinositol 4-kinase alpha (gene PI4KA). Gene Ontology annotation, molecular function: 1-phosphatidylinositol 4-kinase activity. Lineage: Eukaryota; Metazoa; Chordata; Mammalia; Artiodactyla; Bovidae. Gene Ontology annotation, cellular component: cytoplasm; plasma membrane. The record is from RefSeq and is a predicted model, not a curated record. Gene Ontology annotation, biological process: phosphatidylinositol phosphate biosynthetic process; phosphatidylinositol-mediated signaling.